Messenger RNA from Kuraishia capsulata CBS 1993, 1119 nucleotides. RefSeq lists its product as uncharacterized. The record is from RefSeq and is a predicted model, not a curated record. The transcript has a single exon. NCBI's taxonomy places the organism in Eukaryota, Fungi, Ascomycota, Pichiomycetes, Pichiales, Pichiaceae. Gene Ontology annotation, cellular component: membrane; endoplasmic reticulum. Gene Ontology annotation, molecular function: fatty acid 2-hydroxylase activity; iron ion binding; heme binding. Gene Ontology annotation, biological process: fatty acid metabolic process; lipid biosynthetic process. Bases 1 to 1119 code for a protein of 372 amino acids.
AUGAGCAGACUACCUUUGUUCAGUACCUCGCAGCUCCAGCUGCACACGUCGAAGAACGACUGCUGGGUCUCUCUGUACAACAGAAAGAUCUAUAACGUCACACCAUUUUUGGAGGAACAUCCAGCCGGAGAGGAGUUGAUCCUUGAAUGGGCCGGAAAGGAUAUCACACAGAUAAUGAGUGACCCGGACUCUCACGAGCAUUCGGAAUCAGCCUUUGAGAUGUUAGACGAAGACAUGCUCGUUGGUUACCUGGCCACCGCAGAAGAGCAGGAAGAACUGUUAUCUAAUAAAGCUCACUUGGUUGAGGUCGUUCCUGAGACUAUUGAUCUUACCGAAUUUGGUGAGCUGCCCAGCGAAGAGUUGCUGAGUGUUCAAACCGACUAUCAGCACGAUCUGCAGAAGCACAGGUUCAUUGAUCUGCGUAGGCCCAUGGUGUUGCAGGUGCUACUUUCGGACUGGACGAAAGAAUUCUAUCUAGACCAGAUUCAUAGGCCCAGGCAUUACGGCAAGGGGUCUGCUCCCAUAUUUGGUGGGAUUCUGGAGCCUCUUUCUUUGACACCUUGGUGGGUUGUUCCUGUGGUUUGGUUGCCGGUGGAUUUCUAUGUGUUCUAUCUUGGUUGGGUGAACCAGAGUUACGCGGCUUCGCUUACGUUCUUUGCCAUUGGUCUCUUUGUGUGGACUCUGAUUGAAUAUGUGUUGCACAGAUUUGUGUUCCAUCUGGACAAGUAUCUUCCUGAUCAUCCAGCCGCGUUUGCGCUCCAUUUCUUGCUGCAUGGAGUCCACCACUACUUGCCUAUGGACAGAAUGCGUCUGGUGAUGCCUCCCACUCUGCUUGUGGUGCUUGCAUAUCCUUUUUACAAGUUGGUCUUCUCGUUGUUACCAUACUACUAUGCAUGUUCAGGAUUCGCUGGAGGGUUUUUGGGUUACAUCAUGUACGAUACUACGCACUUCAUGCUGCACCAUGCUAAGCUACCCAAGUACAUGCAGGACCUUAAGACGUACCAUCUGGAGCAUCAUUACAAGAACUACGAGCUUGGUUUCGGUGUUACCUCCAAGUUUUGGGAUAUCAUCUUUGGAACCGUCUUGAAUUCCGACAAUGUAUACGAGAAGAAGAACUGA